UUAUGGGGAAUACGUGGACGAAAUGGGCUUAUGUAUUGUCCAAUUACAGAUCAACUCAACGAGAUUUGACAAAAUCAUUUUGCAUUCACAGUGAAAAUGGAGCCACAGCUUCGCAAGGUUUUGGUGGUUGGAUGCACACAGGGGGUAGGGUUACAGGUCACGAAGAGACUACUUGGGAAUCCGGAAGUAUAUGAAGUGUAUGCCCUGGUUAGAAACCGCGAAAAAGCAACUAAAGUUCUCGGAGAUGAGGCUGCAAAGGUGAACAUUAUCGAUGGAGAUAUUACCAAAGAAGAAACAUUGCAACCAGCAUGCCAAGGUAUGGAUGCUGUUGUAUGUACAGUGGGGGCAUCUUCUGGAUGGCGAGUUCCUGGCUUAAGUGAAUCCACACCCAAGCAUAUUGAUUUCUUAGGGGUGAAAAAGCUGAGCGAAGCAGCAGCUUCUGCAAUGGUUCCAAAGUUUGUGCUUGUAUCAUCACUUGGAGUGACACGCCCAUGGUUUGUAGUGUCCAUUCUCCUCAAUGCAUUUAUGGGUCGAGUACUUGUAUGGAAAUUAAAGGGUGAAAAAGCUCUAAGAGGAGCCUACAAAAAGUCCAAGAACAUCGACUACUACAUUGUGAGGCCUGGGGGUUUAACUAAUAAAGAAGGGGGAAAGCAUGGCCUCAUUGUUGACCAAGGUGAUAAAGGAAGUGGAAUGAUCACACGACAAGAUGUAGCAACUGUAGCAAUAGCAUGUGUUGAUGGUGCAUGCACACCUAAUUCCACUUUUGAAAUUUGGAAUAGUAAAGUAGAAGGAACACCUGAUCUGUCAAGCCUCUCAAAUUUGCUGCCCGAUAAAAUGUAGGGGAAUUUCUCAGGUGGUAGGACUUGGGGAAAUUUCCCAUUUGUUUCUAUUAUUAUUUCCAUUUUAUGUCAAUGCUAGUAAAGUUUACGAGAUUCCCUAUUCUAUGCGAUUGCUUGUAAUAUAUUAUAUAAAAGUUGUAUUUGUUAUCACAAACUAUUCGUUCUAAUAGAUAGAUGGAUGUUAUGACAGUAUUGAUUUGGCAUUGAGUUAUACCAAGCAUCAAAGCUUCUGAAAUGCCAAUAUAUUAUUGAAAUAAAUAUCUGAGAAAUUGUAGUUCUGUAAGAAUUUCUUCUUACAAAAACAUAUAUUUUUUGUUGAUUGAUGUGUUGAUCAAAUAGACGUGAUCAAAAGGACAGACAUACUGACUUUAUAUGCAUCUAUACGAGGGAUCAAAGCUUGAUAGUUUGCUUUUGA
Molecule: messenger RNA, 1254 nt
Organism: Cryptomeria japonica (Japanese cedar)
Lineage: Eukaryota; Viridiplantae; Streptophyta; Pinopsida; Cupressales; Cupressaceae
Product: protein TIC 62, chloroplastic
Exons: 6
Coding region: 97-840 (247 amino acids)
Source: RefSeq, a predicted model, not a curated record